This is a messenger RNA of Synchytrium microbalum, 768 nucleotides long. RefSeq lists its product as uncharacterized. Bases 1 to 768 code for a protein of 255 amino acids. The transcript is spliced from 12 exons. NCBI's taxonomy places the organism in Eukaryota, Fungi, Chytridiomycota, Chytridiomycetes, Synchytriales, Synchytriaceae. The record is from RefSeq and is a predicted model, not a curated record.
AUGGCGGCCAUGCUGCAUUUUUCAGAUGCCGACUAUUGUUACGGAAAUCGAACCACCUGUGGCCAAGGAGGGCCAUCCAAGGAGCUUACCGUAAUUGACCUCCAAAACUUUUGCCUAUUCCUACCACCAGUCAAAACCGAGAUUGUCAUGACCUCUGAAGGUUGCUGUGAGACCUGUGCUGAUAGGAAAGCAACUAACUGUGAGCCAAUUGCAAGUGAUGCUGUCAGUUUCUGCACAUUUGCUGGAUUAACAGCUGGAUCUCGCGUCUUUCCAAGUGGAUUCUUCACCUCGGCACAUCUCGUCAGAGACACAUUAAACAAGAAGAUUCAAAUCACUGGUACAUACAAGCCUAGUGUCUGGGGUGUAUCAAAUGACGAUGGAGGACAAUAUGAUUUGACUGGCACAAAUCAAUAUCGAGUCAACUCUCCACCAGGAGGAAAACCUGUUGGAUACCUCGAGUAUCUCUCAUUGGUUGGAUCAGGCGUCUUUUGUAUCCAAAUGUGCUCGACACCAUAUGGCUGCAAUUCAGACAACGAUUAUCAAGGUUGUGAAGUAGCCAUACCUGGUAAUUACAAUGCAGGUUAUACACAAGCAGAUGGUGUGAUCCUUAGACAAAACUCUCCUCCACCAACAAAUAUUGAAGGAUUGCCGAAGACUCUGGUCGGGCCUCCCAAAAUCACUGCUGGUCCUAGUACAGUCGCAUCUCCAGGCGCCGCUCAACCAGCAAAUACCGGAGUGGCCAAGAAAUUGAGUGUAUACGGUGUUUAA